UUUAGAACGAUGAAGGCCUAGGUUUUAACGUAAUGGGCGGCAAAGAACAGUCAUCACCAAUUUACAUAUCUCGAAUUAUUCCUGGGGGAGUCGCUGACAGGUAUACUUCUUUUCGACAUGUUUUGUAUAAACGUUUUGCAGUCUUGUUACCUUGUUUGAUACCCUAAAUUAGGCAGUUCAAUGUUAUAUAGUACACGCUAAGUAAGCAGUUCAGUUGUACUAUAAUACACAUCAUUAGUAUUUCAACAAAACCAAAAGGUGUUGGGAGGAGAUGGGUAAACCUUGUCGCCUGGGGCCGGUUGUUCGAAAGCCGAUUACCUUAACCCUAUAGGUUAACCUAAAAUCCAAAGCAAACUUCCUGGCAGCUUGUUUACAAAUUUGGAAAUGUUUCUUCAGAAAUCUUGUCUGGAUCGAUAGGAGUUUUCUUCUCUGAAGUUUUGAAAUAAUCAGACGUGCAGAAAUACAUAAACUAAAACAGCGGGUUAAACUUUAACCGAAGGUUAGCGCUAACCCACCUUUUAACAACUGGCCUCUGGAGUUUACUGUAAACAAAAGCGGUGACACUUUACAGUUUACAAGCGCUCCCCCGGACUUUACACUUCUGUUUACGUGCGUGCACAUGAUCAUCAUGCACAUGGCAAAGCAACGUAAUGUGAGCAUAUCAGUCACAUGGUUGGCUAUCUAUUAACUUAAGGGGGGGGGGACAAAGUAAUGAACUUUUUAUUGCGAUGCAGGUCAAUAAUCUCUUUAUAGAGACGCUACAUUUGUCGACUGGUGAUAAUAUUAAGAGAAUUAUAUACAGUAAUUAUAUACGUGAAAAAUUUCUCGAUUGGCUAAGAGGAGUGCACUUUUAUCAAAAUACAGUACCAAAAAUAGAAAUACGUGACAAGCGCCAAACCAAAAGGCAUUUGAUUAAAAAUGUUGUGUCAUUCAAAUGAGUAAGUAAAUUAUUUCGCAUGUGUUUCAUGCAUGCAAGUGGCCAUGAAUUUGCUUCUGUAUAAUUUUUUUCAUGUGCAUUAUUAAUAAGUAAUAGUAUGGUUUCGUGCUUGAAAAACUCACUCGUGAACGUUUUUUUUCCAAAUUGCACUCGAAACCAUACUAUUAGUCUAUUACCUUACAAAUAAUUGAAAGUAACAAAUUUUACAUUCUUCUAUUGCGAGUAUAAUUCCAUUCGGGACAACUUGAAAGUGUUUCCCACUGUUUUACACUCACCUGUUUUCCGUUUCCGGUAAACUCAUUUGUAUUUAUACUGUAUUUGAAAUUUGUUUUUGAUUGUAUGUGUAAUAAUGUUAUUUAGGCAUGGUGCUCUAAAACGUGGAGAUCAAUUGCUUUCCGUUAAUGGCGUGGUAAGGUUUAUUUGAUUGUUCCUCGUUUCCUUAUCAUGCAUUGACACUGAAAGAAACAAGGAUACACUUAGCCUUACGAUAGUAUUGUAAAUAUUCCACGCAGGUGGAUAUAAUAUAGGCGGCUUUUAAAACGCGAUUGGCCGUCAUCCUUCAUCUUUAAACUUUCUUGUUUCGUAGAGCGUCGAAGGGGAGAAUCAUGAGAAAGCUGUCGAUCUUCUUAAAGCCGCGGAAGGUAAUACAAAAACAUUGACUAUGACUAUUUUUGGAGUAAAACGUUUUACUCUGUACAUCUUUAAUUUGUCUAUUUGACUCCCAAACUGACAACUAUAGGGUGUCUGUGACCGGUAAGUCUGAUCAGUAAGUUUCAUAGAGUUAAAAGAAGGUAUUUAUAUAUAGUUGGUAAUAAAUACAGUUAUAAAAUGCUCUAUUUUUGGAGUUGCACUUAUGUGGGACCUGUUCUAAUUGCUUCGUUUUUAUUCCAGGAAAAGUUAGGCUGGUUGUGAAAUAUACGCCUAAAUGUAAGUAUAAAUAAGGACGUUACCUUUGACAUGAAAAGUGCUUUAUGUACUUUCAACCUGUUAAACCAAAUGGAACAAGCAUUGGAAUUCCAUUAGUCGACUUCCUAAACAUCCUGUUGGGAUUUUUAUGAAGAGUAUUAAGUUGAGCACGUUUUAAAUGAAGGAUGUAGUAAUUUCUAAUUAAGAGAGUUCUGGUACUUUUAGAAUUUCUGAUUCUUAUUGUGUCAUGUUUGCAGCGUAAACCAAGCUAUUGUAGUUGAUGCUUCUACAGUAUAACCUUUUUCGUUCAUAUCUAGUUCGACAACCACGCGGAAAACCAGUAAAUAUCAUUUAAUGAUUUUUUCUGCAGGACAUACACAUUGGAUUAUUGAGUAUUUUGUAUUUGUUUAGUGUUGGACGAAAUGGAGCAGAGAUUUGAGCGACAGCGAAUGGCCAAACGUUAGGGUAAGAGAUGCCCUUGGGAAAUUACUUUAUUUUAGUGUAGAAUUGUAAUUAUCAUUUCUACAUAAAAGAAGGAACACCUAUAACAAUUGUCGUAUUGGCAAAACCCAUCGUGCUUUGAUGACCACCAGUCGGUUACAAACGACUGUGUCUACUCCAGAGCGCAGUCUCAAAUAAUAAACAACAAACAUUUACUGGGAAACAGGGACUAAAAGAUCAUUGUUCACUGAUAAUCGAUAAACUACCGCAUAGUUGCAAGCAGCCGAUGAUGCAAAUGGAAAAGAAAAUCGCGCCGCCGCCGUUAAUAGAGACCUUUAACGAUUUUAGGCAACGCGACGGCCAAAACAAACUCCUUCAAAUAAAUGGUAGUAAACAUAAUUCGUCGUAUAUUAUCAAUCGUAUGAAUUUAAUACAGUCUUAGAAGUUGAAGACAUGGGUUUUAUGGUUGGGAAGAGUUCUGCUAAACCCUUUUUGAAGUUGCACUUGUUGCGGCUUGAAAUGUGAAAAUCUGAAAUCACGUGAAAAUCUGUGAUUUGGCGUUGUAAACAGAGCGAAGGACAAUGUCUAAAUUAUUCAUAUAUUGUAAUUAUUCAAUUCUUUUCAAUUAUUUAUUGUAUUUGUAUAGCCGUUGCCGUCGCGUUGCCGUCCUAAAUCGUAAGGUCUCUAUUAACAACCGAUGACAACUUAAUAUUUUUUUAGCCAAUCACGUAUUUCCAGUCCAACAGUGGACUGCCAAUGAAACAUGUAUGGAAAACCGGCAGGCGGUUUUUCUCGCCCGCCCGUCCGUUUUCUCCCGCCCGCCCGUUCUGCCGCCCGCCCGUUCUGCCGCCCUGCCGAUCAAUUGCCUGUUUUUGCUUUGCCUUGUUGCAGCAAGUUGCGUUUGUUACUCCUUCGCCCUUUUCCACCCAAUUUUUUUUUAGUUAAACUUUGUUAGUUCAACAAGUACAAUGUAUAUAGACUACUAUAGAUUGUAUCUUUUUCACUGACUCGUCAGUGUGACAGGUGCCGGAGGAAUCCCUUGGCAGAAUUGUCAUGGCAGAAUUGUCAUGGCGAACUCCAUUGCUGCUAUUUUAGGGGUUGCUGCUUUAGUUGUUGCUGCUCUGAUGAUAAUCUGUUGACAUGCCAAUACAUCUUGCAAACAAGACAUUGCAGCCUUCGACCACAAACGACACCUACCUCCAAACACUAAUACUCUGCUGUUAAUUGAUUUUUAAACUAAGGCUAUGUCUAAGAGUUGUUUGUAUUAUUUUUUAGAAAACGAAAGAAUAUCUCCCCCGUAUUAAAAAUUGUCUACGCUGGCCACGUUUUUUGGCAAAUAUGCCUGCCUCUUCACAAAUUUGCUCACGAGGUUUUCCUUGUCAAAUGUACAAAUUUUAUAAUUACUAUUUAUUCAGCUUAUAUUAAAUCUGUACUACUACACAUUCGUGAAAACAAGAAUAUAGCGAAAUAAGGCUGUAAUUAUGUAAAUAUAUUUUACAGACUCUCUUGCAAUUUUUACGCCAUACGACCAUCGUUACAACCUCAAAACAUCUUGAUUCUUAUUUGACCGCAUGCAUGCAUUACUAGUCAUCAAAAUCAGUACCUAUAUCAUGUAGUUGUAGCCAUGUAAUAUUACUGCGGAUGUUUUAUCAAUAAGGGAAUGUGCAAAUUUCUGAAGAGGAGGGCAGUUGUUAUGCAAUUUGGCCGGAAUGGAGACAAAAUCUCUGGGGGAUUUUUUAGUAUAUGAUACCAGAAGAAAAGGAGAGGUAUCGAGAACCGUAGUAUAAUUUUAGCAUAAUAAUAUUCCAAAUAAUGUUCCUAUAUAUAUAUAUUUUAGUGAAUUAUGCACCGAGCUUAUGUAAUACAUGUAUAUUUGAAUAAUAGUCCAAAUAAAUUGUUUUUAACCAUGCA
This is a messenger RNA of Paramuricea clavata, 4195 nucleotides long. The record is from the annotation of a GenBank genome assembly. NCBI's taxonomy places the organism in Eukaryota, Metazoa, Cnidaria, Anthozoa, Malacalcyonacea, Plexauridae.